This is a messenger RNA of Volvox carteri f. nagariensis, 1353 nucleotides long. RefSeq lists its product as uncharacterized. The transcript has 7 exons. Lineage: Eukaryota; Viridiplantae; Chlorophyta; Chlorophyceae; Chlamydomonadales; Volvocaceae. The record is from RefSeq and is a predicted model, not a curated record. Gene Ontology annotation, molecular function: glucosamine 6-phosphate N-acetyltransferase activity; monosaccharide binding. Bases 1 to 1353 code for a protein of 450 amino acids. Gene Ontology annotation, biological process: UDP-N-acetylglucosamine biosynthetic process. Gene Ontology annotation, cellular component: Golgi apparatus; endoplasmic reticulum-Golgi intermediate compartment; endoplasmic reticulum.
AUGUUCACGAAGGUCAACUGUUUGGACACGCGGCCCGUUCGCGGAACUCUCGGGCGCCAUGCAUGUGUUUGCAAGGUGCAAGCAAUUUGGAAUCCUUUGGGCAACAGCUCACGAUCAAAGUCAUAUCCACCACUGUCUUACAGUAUCAACCGCCAAGACAUCACCGCCAUGGAGUUGGGCAUGUUGCUGGCGGUCAGCCACAAGGACGUCGUGGUGGGCCCGGAUGCCAUCCCCCUCUGCCGCCAGAACUACAGCUACUGGUGCUCACCGGAGGGCUUGCGCCACGCCGCCAAGCUGGAGGUAGCUCUGCGGCGCAGCGUGGCGACUGUGGCCUGCUUUACCACUUGGGACGUGUACGGUGAAGUUGCCGCUGCCGCCGCAGAGGAUGCAUCGCCACUGCCGAUGGGGCCAUAUCCUUGGCAAGGUCAGAAUCGUCAGCAGAAUAACUGCCAUGACCAUUAUCGUGAUAGCCAUCGUGAGCAGCAGCACCAGCACCAGCACAAGCACAAGCAGGAGGAGCUCGCUGGCAUCCCCAUCACCAUGCGUGACAUGGUCAUCAUCAUCAUCAUCAUCAUCAUCAUUAUCAUCACCAGCAACAGCAACAGCAGGAUCAGGGCCAUCUUCUGCCUCUCUGCUCUCGCAGCUGUCUUCGUCAUCGUCGCCGUCGUCGCCUUCUGUACAACCCCCCACAACUGGCUUGGACACAUGGCCACGAUAUAUGACGUUGCCGUACACCCAGCGGUACGAGGCCAGGGCAUCGGCCGCCGUCUAGUCAAACUUCUCCUACAGCAGAUCCAGGCGCGCUCGGUGUACGACAUUGGCGUCGUGACGCCGACGGCGGCGGUGGGGUUUUGGGAGCGGUGCUCUUUCGGCGACGACCGCGAAGGCUCUACGUUCAUGACUUUCAUGGGCCGCCCACAACGACCCAUGGGUCAUUCCAGCAGUCGCCACACGGCCAGUGACCCAGACUACCUUAGCGACCGGUCGGCCUGGCAGGCAGCGGGAGCGCUGGAGGACGCGGCCCCGCUGGAUUUCGAAUACGAUGACGGUGGAAGUGGUUUCGGGGCGCCGUACAGCUCACAGGAGCUAUUGCGGCGAGCGGACCGUUUGGGGCACUGGGAUGCAGCGGCGAGGUCCGAGUCUCUACGGACGUUGCUGGCGGAGAAGCUGCAGCGAUUACGGGAAGCUCCGUUGGCGGCGGGUGGCGGCUGGGGGUUAGUAGCCAUAGUGGGAUACCGUGCUGAGUUCUGUUCUUUCCUGGAGACGCUUAAGAGCGAGGACCGGUCCAGAGUACUACCGUUACAGGUGGCCAUGAAUUGUAUAGCAAAGUCUUUCGUCCCCACCUUAAUUUAG